AUGGCUGUUGCUGCUUCGGCGGUCCGAGUUUCCUGGGAUGGCGGCUACGACAGGCCAGACCGGUCCCUGCGUGAUGUUAGCUGCUCGGAUGGAAGGACGGGGCUGAUGCCCAGGUUCCAGAGGCAGAGCGAUUUGCCCAAUUUCCCCAACAUUGGCGGCGCCGCGGCCAUUGAAGGCUGGGGCUCGCAGAACUGCGGGACUUGCUGGAAGUUGGAGUACAACGGCAUCAGCAUCAAGGUUCUGGCUGUUGACCAUGCUGGCGACGGGUUCAAUAUCGGGAAGACGGCCCUGAAUGCCCUUACGAAUGGGCGGGCUGAGGAAUUCGGCUACGUCGAUGCUGCCGUCACGCCCUUGGCGCCCAGAGACUGCGGGUUGUGA
Molecule: messenger RNA, 378 nt
Organism: Metarhizium album ARSEF 1941
Lineage: Eukaryota; Fungi; Ascomycota; Sordariomycetes; Hypocreales; Clavicipitaceae
Product: secreted insect toxic protein
Exons: 2
Coding region: 1-378 (125 amino acids)
Source: RefSeq, a predicted model, not a curated record